Kogia breviceps (pygmy sperm whale) is the source of this 2675-nucleotide messenger RNA. The record is from RefSeq and is a predicted model, not a curated record. Lineage: Eukaryota; Metazoa; Chordata; Mammalia; Artiodactyla; Physeteridae.
GCGGCGGCGGCGGAGCCCGCGGCUUUGGGUCGCGCCCCACGGCCAGUCCCCACCUCCCCCCGCCGUCACCCCGCUGAGCCUUGUCUUUUUCCCUUUUGCACCUUUCUUACUCUGGGUCGGUCACGUUGCUCGCGCGUCGGUUCGCGGGAGUGCGCAGGCGCGGCGGGGGCGAUUAGCCCCGCUGGGUGGGCGGCGGAGCCCGGGAGCGCGCGGGCGAGACCAUGGCGGGCAGCGGCGCUGGGGGCGGUGGUGUCGGGGAGACGAAGGUGAUUUACCACCUGGAUGAAGAAGAGACUCCCUACCUGGUGAAGAUCCCCGUCCCCGCCGAGCGCAUCACCCUCGGCGAUUUCAAGAGCGUCUUGCAGCGGCCCGCGGGCGCUAAGUACUUUUUCAAGUCUAUGGAUCAGGAUUUCGGGGUGGUGAAGGAAGAGAUUUCAGAUGACAAUGCUCGCCUUCCCUGCUUCAACGGAAGGGUGGUAUCCUGGUUAGUGUCAUCAGAUAACCCCCAACCUGAGAUGGCCCCCCCAGCCCACGAGCCCCGGACAGACCCAGCGCCUCCACCGCCACCUGUACCCCCUCUGCCACCGGAGAGGACCAGUGGCAUUGGAGACUCCAGGCCUCCAUCCUUCCACCCUAACGUGUCCAGCAGCCGGGAAAAUCUGGAGCCCGAGACAGAAACAGAGUCAGUGGUGUCUCUGAGGCGGGAGCGACCUCGCAGGCGAGACAGCAGUGAGCGCGGCGCGGGGGGCCACCGGCCCAGCGGCCCCUCGAGGCUGGAGCGCCACCUGGCAGGGUACGAGAGCUCGUCCACCCUCAUGACCAGCGAGCUGGAGAGCACCAGCCUGGGGGACUCGGACGAGGAGGACACCAUGAGCAGGUUCAGCAGCUCCACGGAGCAGAGCAGCGCUUCCCGCCUCCUCAAGCGCCACCGGCGGCGGAGGAAACAGCGGCCACCCCGCCUGGAGAGGGUGAGGGGCUUCUUGUGGGGCAGCUGGACCUUGGGGGAGUUGGGGGCGCGGGCCUUGGUUUCAGGGGUACAAGGCCCAGACAGGGAGAAUCCUGGGGCUUGUCCCGGCUUGUUGGAGGCAGUCUGGCUCCUUCCCCUUUACCCACCACAGGCCUCAUCCUUCAGCAGCGUCACCGAUUCCACCAUGUCUCUCAACAUCAUCACAGUCACGCUCAACAUGGAGAAGUACAACUUCCUGGGCAUCUCCAUCGUGGGUCAGAGCAACGAGCGGGGAGAUGGAGGCAUCUACAUCGGCUCCAUCAUGAAGGGGGGGGCCGUGGCGGCUGACGGGCGCAUUGAGCCGGGGGACAUGCUUUUGCAGGUGAACGACAUGAACUUUGAGAACAUGAGCAACGAUGAUGCGGUGCGAGUGCUGAGGGAUAUCGUGCACAAGCCGGGGCCUCUCCCCUCACCCCAGCUUGACUGGCCUCCUCUUCCUCACAGCCCCAUCGUGCUGACUGUAGCCAAGUGCUGGGAUCCCUCACCCCAGGCCUACUUCACUCUCCCCCGAAAUGAGCCCAUCCAGCCGAUUGACCCUGCUGCCUGGGUCUCACACUCUGCUGCGCUGACUGGCACCUUCCCAGCCUAUCCAGGCUCCUCAUCCAUGAGCACCAUCACAUCUGGGUCCUCUCUUCCUGAUGGCUGUGAGGGCCGGGGCCUCUCCAUCCAUACAGACAUGGCAUCUGUGACCAAGGCCAUGGCAGCUCCAGAGUCUGGACUGGAAGUUCGGGACCGCAUGUGGCUCAAGAUCACCAUCCCUAAUGCCUUUCUGGGCUCGGACGUGGUUGACUGGCUCUACCAUCACGUGGAGGGCUUUCCUGAGCGGCGGGAGGCCCGAAAGUAUGCCAGCGGGCUGCUCAAGGCAGGCCUUAUCCGGCACACUGUGAACAAGAUCACCUUCUCUGAGCAGUGCUAUUACGUCUUUGGAGACCUCAGUGGCGGCUGUGAGAGUUACCUAGUCAACCUGUCUCUGAAUGAUAACGAUGGCUCCAGUGGCGCUUCGGACCAGGACACCUUGGCUCCUUUGCCCGGGGCCACCCCCUGGCCCCUGCUGCCCACCUUCUCCUACCAGUACCCAGCCCCGCACCCAUACAGUCCCCAGCCCCCACCCUACCACGAGCUCUCGUCCUACACCUACGGUGGAGGCAGUGCCAGCAGCCAGCACAGCGAGGGGAGCCGGAGCAGUGGGUCGACACGAAGCGAUGGGGGGGCGGGGCGCACAGGGAGGCCCGAGGAGCGGGCCCCUGAGUCCAAGUCUGGCAGCGGCAGUGAGUCUGAGCCUUCCAGCCGGGGCGGCAGCCUUCGGCGGGGUGGGGAACCUGGUGCGACUGGUGAUGGGGGCCCUCCCCCAUCCAGGGGCUCAUCAGGAGGUGCUCCCAAUCUCCGAGCCCACCCAGGGCUCCAUCCCUAUGGUCCACCUCCUGGCAUGGCCCUCCCAUAUAACCCCAUGAUGGUGGUCAUGAUGCCCCCUCCCCCGCCCCCUGUCCCUCCAGCAGUGCAGCCUCCAGGGGCCCCUCCAGUCAGAGACCUGGGCUCCGUGCCCCCAGAGCUGACGGCCAGCCGCCAAAGCUUCCACAUGGCCAUGGGCAACCCCAGUGAGUUCUUUGUGGAUGUUAUGUAGAGCGCGUGGUGGGGCCAUGUUGGAUCUCCACCCUUGGCCUGUCAGUGC